This is a messenger RNA of Trichophyton rubrum CBS 118892, 216 nucleotides long. RefSeq lists its product as uncharacterized. The record is from RefSeq and is a predicted model, not a curated record. NCBI's taxonomy places the organism in Eukaryota, Fungi, Ascomycota, Eurotiomycetes, Onygenales, Arthrodermataceae. The transcript has a single exon. The coding region runs from base 1 to 216 and encodes 71 amino acids.
AUGACGACAGAGGGUAAUGUAUGUGGCUCCGUGAAGUCAUUUAUUGAUGGCCUGCGGUAUGAACUUGUCGAUGGUAUUAUUGAGGUUGGAUUGUGGAGUGAGAGUGAUGUCUGGACGCAACAAGGAGACUUUGCUCCAGGGUGCUGGCAGUUUAGGCAGGAAGAGCAGCUGUCGAUGAUCAUUGGGCCAAAGCCACACCGACAACAGACCCAGUGA